Molecule: messenger RNA, 1187 nt
Organism: Paramecium sonneborni
Lineage: Eukaryota; Ciliophora; Oligohymenophorea; Peniculida; Parameciidae
Source: the annotation of a GenBank genome assembly
AUGGGAAAUUGUAAGUCGGCUAAUACAAUAGAUGUAUCAUGUAAUCAUAAUAAACCUCACAUUGCUAUAUGCUUAGGAUAAGCAUGCACAAGAGAUGAAGGUGAUAGAAGAUUAUGUGAAGAAUGUUUGGUUGAUCAUAUGUGUAAUGAUCGUAUCACUAUAGAUGAAGGUAUAGAGUAAUAUUUUAUAUUAAGCAAUUAAGUUUGAUAACCAUGGAAUUUAAGAAAUAGUGGAAAAGUUUGACAGAGAUUAAAAUUCACCAAAUUCAUCAGGUGGAUUAACUUAAACAUUAGCAAAUUUUAAAAAUAAUUUCUUUGAGAGCUUUAAAUCAUACUAAGGCUAUUAUGAUAUCUAUUUGAAUUAGUAUCUACUUCAAGGAAUACCUGAUGCAGAAGUAUUUGGAGAAGCCGCAAGUUAAAUUGUAGAAGCAUUUGAAAAAAAUGAUUUAGGUUACAUAUAAAAAUAAGGAUGCCAAAUAUUACUAAAUACUUACAGCAAUCCAUAAUUAAUAAAAUAGAUAGUCAUAAAUUUAGAUUCAGCAUCAAAGAAAAUUUCAUAAUAUUAGAGUUAAGUAGAAUAGAAAUUGAGAAAGUUAUCAGAUGUAUUCUUUAAGGAGCUUCUGUCUUUACCAUAUAAAACAGCAAAAUAAUUUAAUGGUUCUAUUUUAAAUUUAGAUCCAAAAACAUAUUCAUAUGAAUUCUCAGCAUAUUUAACUACUGUAGAUACAAAUAGAACAAGCGGUUCAUUAAUUUCAUUGAAUUGUAGUGAUCACAAUUAAAAAAUCUAAGUAAUUUGUUGUGACAGAUGCCCAAAUAAAGAUAAUAGAUUAUGUGGAUAAUGUUUGAUCACUCAUAAAUGUAAUGCUGGAUAAAGAAUAAAAUUGAAAUCUUUUAGUUAGGAUCAAGCAGCAAUAAUCGAUGCAGCAAUGAAAUAUUAAAAGAAAGUAAAUAUUAAAUUAGAUAGAAAAAUAGAAAUAAGAGAUACAGGAAGCAAAAUAAAAAGUAAAGAUGAUUUUUGAGGAUUUUAUGAGAUAAGCAAUAAAGGAAAUAGAAGUUUUGGGAUAGAAUUCAAAAAGAAUGAUGUGUGAAUCGUAAUUGGAUGGAAUAGACAUAUAAAUUAAAUAAGAGUUGCCAGCUUAUGUUAAUAAAUUAAAACUAGUACAUAUUGAUAUUUUAUGAGUGGUAUUU